Planococcus citri (citrus mealybug) is the source of this 5170-nucleotide messenger RNA. RefSeq lists its product as uncharacterized. Gene Ontology annotation, biological process: mitochondrial RNA processing; regulation of mitochondrial mRNA stability. The transcript is spliced from 5 exons. The record is from RefSeq and is a predicted model, not a curated record. Gene Ontology annotation, cellular component: mitochondrial matrix; ribonucleoprotein granule. Gene Ontology annotation, molecular function: RNA binding. NCBI's taxonomy places the organism in Eukaryota, Metazoa, Arthropoda, Insecta, Hemiptera, Pseudococcidae. Bases 543 to 4202 code for a protein of 1219 amino acids.
AACUAGCUUGAAACCAUGUGGUAGCAAAAUAGCAAAAAUUGAUAAGCUGAUGAUGACAUUUUUGAAUUUUGAAAAACAAUAAUUUUGAGUUUUUGAACUUUUUGACUCAAAACUGAACCGCACGAACUCGUAAAACGCUGAUUCGGUCAUGAAUUCAUCAAGGUUAUUCAUACCGGUAUAGAACCAAGAACCAAUUAUCACGUAAAUCCUGUCAUAGAAGACGUAUUAAUUUCUGGGAAAUAAUUCAUAAGUAUUGAAAACUGGAAUGCAGCUUUGAAGUGAAAUUUUCGAAGCUUGGCAACUGAACGAAUUGUUCUAUUGAAUAACGUUUGUGAAUUUUUAGAACGCUGAAUAAAAAUUUCUUUCGUUGGAUUCAGUUACGAUUUCGUAUAUUUUCAAGAAUUGCUCCGAACAGUUCGAUGAAGAUGCUAUUUCGGAUCUAAAUGGCUCAUUAAAGAAUAAUUUCACUCAGGUUUCUGAUCUUUAAGCAGUACUUCGUUGGAUUUCAUCGUUGAAAGCAGCCCCAUCAUUCGAACUUCAAGAUGUUUUCUAUCCUACAAGGUCGUGCCAAUCUGUCGAAGAAAUUAUAUCUCAUCUAUCAAGGUAGAUUCACGAAAACACUGCCCAAUCUACGAAGUGGCGUCGAUUCCUCUAAAAACAUUUCUUACGUACAACAAAGUGGCAGCUCGCGAGAUCGUUCUGGUUCUUCGAAGCAAUUACUUCAUCCUCGUAACGAUAUUUUAAAACCAAUAUCGUUUAGUUUUCCAAACCAGCCCGAUUUUUCUCAAAAAUCUCGACACAACCACGUAAACAUCGAAACGAAACUAUUUUCUGCAUAUCGAAGACACUCGGAUUUUUCAAAAAAAUUAUCUUCCACGAGCAAAGAUAAAUUGGACCAGAUAAGCACUCUGGUUGAAGAAUGGACAAAACGUUACGAUUCAUUAGGUGAACUCGACACCAAUACUGUCUGCGGUACUUUGAAUAUUCUAUCGAGAUUUCACGUUUUUGAUAAAAAAUGGAAUACGAAAGAUCAGGAGAACUUCAAAAACCUGAUUGUUCAAAUAUCUCUGGAAGCGAAUCAGUUAUUUGACACGAAUCGUCAACCAGUUAAUAAAUUAAAACCGUGGCAGAUCGCGAAUACUUUGAACGCCUUGUCUGGUUGGAACGUGUUCAGAGAAGAUAUCUGGACCGGUACCGUUCAAGUAUACGGUAAAGAAGUAACCGAACCGCAGCUGUUCCAGUCUGUCAUCGUUAAACUAAUCAAUCAAGGAAACAGUUCGCUAGAUCCUAGAAAUAAAACAGUCGAUCAGUUCGAUUCUCAGGCUGUAGCCAAUAGCUUGAACGCGUUAUCUAAAUGGAACAAGAACGAGCUAGAAGGAGCCAGCGAAUUCAUCGUUCAAUUAAUGAAACACGGUUCUACAGCUACUGGUGGAUUCGCUUCGGCGCAGCAUAAUCUAGAAGAUGAAAAACACACUUGUAUGCGAGUGAUUAAAACCUUAAAAGCUAUGUCUAAAUGGCACAACGAGGAAUUGCAAGGAUCUAAGGAGUUUAUCUCUCGAGUACUCGUCAAAGGAAUCUCACUAGCUAAUAAAUUCAACUCCAUUGAAAUCGCCAACGGUCUGAACGCGUUAUCUAAAUGGAACCUGAAUGAUUUUCCAGAAGCCAGAGGGUUCAUCGUGCUGCUGAUCAAACGAGGAAACGCGAUUAUCGAUCAAUUCAACUGUCAAGGAAUUUCUAAUUGUUUAAACGCGUUAUCUAAAUGGAAUAUAAACGAAUUGCAAAGCUCCAGAGAAUUCAUCACUCAGCUGGUUAAACGUGGAAGCUCUACGGCUAAAGGAUUCAAUCCUCAAGAAGUUUCCAAUAGUUUGAACGCUGUGUCGAAAUGGAAUAUCGACGAAAUACAAGGAAUUCGGAAAUUUAUCGUCGAGAUGAUCGAAUGCGGAAAUCUGACGGUCGAUAUGUUUAAUUCGCAAGGUGUUUCGAAUGCUCUAAACGCCUUAUCCAAGUGGAACAUCGACGAUUUCCAAGGUGCUAGAAAAUUAAUCAAUCAGCUAAUUAAACGAGGAACUUCUACGAUCGACGGAUUCGACGCUCAAGAAAUUGCCAACAGUUUGAACGCUCUAUCGAAAUGGAACAUCGAAGAGUUUCCUGCAUCUAAAGAGUUCAUCGCCAGUUUAGUUCAACGAGGCAGUGUAACAACAGGCGGAUGUCGUUCUCAAGAAAUAGCCAACUGCUUGAACGCUUUGUCCAAAUGGAAAAUAGACGAGUUCCCCGGUACUAGAGAAUUCAUCGUUCGGUUAUUAAAUCAAGGCAACUCUAUGGUUCUUGAAUUCGACUCUCAAGGUAUCUCGAAUUGUUUGAACGCACUGUCCAAAUGGAACAUCGACGAGUUUCGAGGAUCCAAAGAUUUCAUUAUCCAGUUAUUCCAAAAAGGUAUCGCAACGAGCGACGAAUUAAUACCUCAAGAUAUAGCUACGAGUCUGAACGCUCUAUCUAAAUGGAAAAUAAACGAAUUACCCGGAGCUACGGAAUUCAUAGUCAAGUUAAUACUACGAGGAAGCUCAACAGUGAGUAAAUUCGAUUCGCAGAAUAUCGCCAACAGCUUGAAUGCUUUGUCCAAAUGGAGUAUAGACGAAUUCGAAGGAAGCAGGGAGUUCAUUUUGCAGCUCGUGAAACGUGGAAAUUCGACAAUCGACUCGUUCGAUCCUCAAGGCACUUCGAAUUGUUUGAACGCGCUUUCUAAAUGGAACAUCAACGAGUUCCAAGGAGCUAAACAAUUCAUCUUGAAGUUAAUUAAACGUGGAAGCUCGAUAAUUGGCGGAUUUCAUCCUCAAGCUGUUGCCGCUAGUUUGAACGCUCUGUCGAAAUGGAAAAUCGACGAGUUACCCGGAUCUAGGGAGUUCAUUAUUCAGCUGGUUAAUAAAGGUGUUUCGAUGAUACAUCGAUUCGAUACUCCAGAUAUUACUAAUAUUCUUAACGCUCUGUCGAAAUGGAACAUCGACGAGUUGCAAGGCUCCCGGGACUUCAUUCUGCAGCUAGUCAGUCGCGAGAAUUUAGCCAUCGAGAAAUUCGAAGCGAAGGAUAUUUGUAAUAAUUUGAACGCUUUGUCCAAAUGGAACAUCAACGAGUUCGCACGAUACGAAGUCCUGAUUAUUCAGUUAAUCGAUCGAGGUAAUUCUUUAGUCGAUGAAUUUCAUCCCCAAGCCGUUGCUACGAGUCUGAACGCGUUGUCUAAGUUGAAAAUCGAUUCGUUGAAAGGAGCUAAGGAAUUUAUUAUUCGAUUAAUACAUCGAGGGCAUUCGACAGUCGACGAUUUCGAUUCUCAAAACAUCGCUAAUAGUUUAAACGCGUUGUCUAAAUGGAACAUAGACGAAUUCAGCGGAUCGAACGAGUUCAUCGUCGAGUUGAUUAGAUGCGGGAAUUUACUCGCCGAUCAAUUCAAUCCUCUGGAAAUUGCUGGCAGUCUGAACGGUCUAUCGAAAUGGAACAUAGGUGAUUUUCAAGCAGCUGGCGAGUUCAUCGAUCUAUUAGUCGAACGAGGUUGUUCAACAGUUGACGAAUUCCAACCCCAAGAAAUCGCCAACAGUCUGAACGCGUUGUCUAAAUGGAAUAUUAACGAAUUUCGACGAACUAGAGAAUUUAUUAUACGAUUAAUUAAACGUGGCAAUUCAACGAUCGCCAGAUUCGAUUGCCAGGAAGUUAGUAAUUGCUUAAAUGCUCUAAGUAAAUGGAAAGUCGACGGACUAGAAGGAGCAACGGAAUUUAUCGAGGAACUCGUCAAACGAGGAAAUUCAAUUUCUGGCGAAUUCAAUUCGCAAGAGGUCGUUAAUAGCUUGAAUGCUUUAUCAAAGUGGAAUAUCGACGGAAUACCAGCAGCUCGAGAUUUCAUCGUCAAUUCAGUAUCUCGUGGAAGCGCUAUCGUCGAUGAAUUCAGUCCUCAGGGAAUUUCUAGUACUUUGAACUCUGUAUCUAAACUUAACAUUUUUGACAGCAAGAAAUGGGACGAUAAUCAGUCGAGAAACUUCAAACGUUUCAUUAUCAAGCUUGCGGAAAAAGGGACCGAAAUACGCAGCGAGUUUAAUUCUCGAAGCAACGCUGAAAUAUUCAAUGCUUUUUCGAAACUGGAAAUUUCAAGUAAUGAAAAAUGGACGCCAGAUGAACAGAAUCGGUUGAAGAAUUUCCUCAAGUUAGAAAUUUGCUAGUCAACGUCAAUGUUUCUGGUGUAGAUUUUUCGAGUAGAAAGUACACUCUCGAUGAGAUUUCAAGAAUAUAUAAAACGAUGUUGGAAUAUUCUUAAAAAUAAUGAAUUCGACUCGAAACAGGUUUAUAAGUUUGAAGAUCUCGUCGAUAAUCUGGGAAAUCGACUUCUUACCCUUGGAAGUUAGCAGAAUUCGGUAUUCUGUUAAUUUCCAAGGGUGAGAAGUCGAUUUUCUAGAUUAUCGACGAGAUCUUUAAACUUAUCAACCUGUUUCGAGUCGAAUUCAAGGUGCAGUGUCUACGAGUAUAUUCAAAUUAUCAAACAUUUACCUGAGCUCGAGUCUAGAAAAUCUUAUUCUGUCUGAAAAUCGGUUAAGCUGGUUUCGUCGAUGUAAUGUUUGAGCAGUAAUGUGGAGCAAUGCGGAUUUUUUCUCGUUUGAAGAAAGAUUUUAUUCAAAAAAGUAUUUUGACUGGGUUGCACGAUCUCUUAAAAAUUGCCAGCGAAUUGAAAGAUAGGCACAGUUUGGAACUGGAAAGAGCGUUUGAUUAGAGUUUGUCUAAACUCUAAAAUAUACAAAAAUGUUGUGGGACUCGAUUUGAAUUAGGUAUAUUGAUGAAAUAGAUAAUGUAGUUUAUGAACUUGAUAUUACAAGUGAUUCGAGAUAAGACAGGUUUUGUCUAGGUAAAUUAUUGGUUUUCAGCUGUGAUAAUUUAGAUUUGGAAAUUUCUUUAGUAAAACUUCAUGUUUUUUGAUUUUAAAGGACUAUUUAAAAUAGAAAUAGCCAACACAUCUGAAAUGUGUUGAAAUGAAGGUUUUUGUGUUCUGUUUAAAUUGUUUUUAAUUGCCUGUGUUGUAUUUUAAUAGUAUAGGUACUUGUAAGCGUGUAAAUUUCAGAACUUCAUAUUAUUUUGUUAUUUGUCAAAUGUUCGUUUCCUUGUGGAUGUCAUUUUCAAUAAAUCGAUUAAAAUCACU